AUGACGGCCCAUGCCAUCGCACCAACAGCCAACGCUUUGUUGCAAGCGGGGGCGAAGGCGCACAAGCUUGGUGACCUGCGCGCGGCGGAGGAGCUCUACCAGCAGGCCCUUGACUCACUGGGCGUUUCCUCCUCUGAUGCUGCCAAAGAGAAGGACACAGACGUCGCAGAGAUUUUCCACCUCCUGGGCGCGCUCAGGGUGCAGAAGCUGGUUGGGAGUGCGAAGGACGAGGAGGACGACGAGGAGCCUUUUUUGCAGGGAAAGGCCGCCGCCUCCUUGGCGGAGGCCAUCGCCCUCCUGCGCUGCGCCCGCGCAUCGCUGCCCUCCACGGCCUCCGACACCGCCCGCGCGCGCGUGGCCUCGUCGCUGGGCACCGCCAUGCUCCAUGCGCCAAAGGAACAAGGCCUGGCGCGCGCCAAGGGCUCUGCCCUGGAAGAGGCCGUCGCCAUCCUUCGUGAGGCGUGCAGCCUCGACCCUCAGCGCUGGUCUGCGUGGUACAACCUCAGCCGGGCCUUGGCGCUCUUCGGACUGGUGAAGGAGAGGCAAGGGCUCACCGAUGAUGUGCGGGCUCUCAACGAGGAGCGCAUCCGUGCGCUGCGCUCGGCGCAAAGGCUUCGGCCCAAGCACGCGGGCUGCUUGUACCGCUUGGGGAUGGCUUGCCGGGAGAAGGGCGAGGGCGAUGAGGCCUUGCAGAUGCUGGGGGACUUCAUGACAGCCACAGAGGGCGACUCAAGCGCCGGAUGCCUGCGUCGGCGAGCGGGUGCCAGCCACUGGCUCGCCGUGCUCCGAGGGGAGACGACGGCAACGGCUCCGCCGGAGUACGUGGCGGGCCUCUUCGAUGGCUACGCAGAGCGAUUCGAUGAUCAUCUGGUAGGCGCCCUGGAGUAUCGAACUCCCGAGCUCCUGGCUGCAGAGCUCAAGAGCAUGAAGGACACCCUGCUGGCUGAGAGCCCUGGCUCCCGGCCCUUUGCUCGCUGUGCCGACCUAGGAUGCGGUACUGGGUUGAUGGGGCCUCCGCUGCGUGAACUGGGCGUGGAGCACCUCGCGGGGGUCGACCUGUCCGCGAAGAUGUUGGAGGUGGCGAAGGAGAAGGACCGUGGCUACGACAAGCUCGUGUGCGGCGACCUGGUCGAUAUCUUCCAAGAAGAGGGCCAGGCAACCGAGUUCGACCUUGUCGUGGCUGCGGAUGUCUUUGUGUACGUGGGCGACCUCCUGCCCGCCCUCUUGGCGACCUCUCAGUCUCUGACCCCUCGGGGCGUCGUCGCCUUCUCCACGGAGGCGCCUCCCCGCUCGGGCAGCGCCAAUGAGAAGGAGGGCCGCGUCCCUGAGGGCGGAUACAAGCUGGCAGAGACGGGGCGCUACAUGCACACCGCCUCCUAUGUACGAUCCACUGCCGAGGCCUGCGGGCUCCACCUCUCCAAGCGUGCCAACGUGGUGCUCCGAAAGAACGGGGGCAAGCCGGUCCAUGGCCAGUUGCACAUCCUCCGCAAGGUGUCGGAAGGACUACCAUCCUAG
Messenger RNA from Symbiodinium natans, 1515 nucleotides. The record is from the annotation of a GenBank genome assembly. NCBI's taxonomy places the organism in Eukaryota, Dinophyceae, Suessiales, Symbiodiniaceae.